Biomphalaria glabrata is the source of this 989-nucleotide messenger RNA. RefSeq lists its product as uncharacterized. The record is from RefSeq and is a predicted model, not a curated record. Lineage: Eukaryota; Metazoa; Mollusca; Gastropoda; Planorbidae. The transcript has 7 exons. The coding region runs from base 46 to 975 and encodes 309 amino acids.
UUUUUUUCUUUCGCCAAAGGUAAUGGACAAGGCUCUGUGUUCUCUAUGUGUCUGCCAUUGGCUUACAAAGAUAUUAAACAGGCCAACAAAAUAAGGAUGAAAUGGUUGAAAAUUGUGCUGUUGUUGUGUCUCAUUUACAAAGAUGCACAGUCCCAUCCUUGUGAAAGGAUUGAGGAAGGGAAAAGUCUUAUCCUUCGUGUUAUCUUGCAAAGUAAGGAUGGGCACCUUCAAGAGGUGUCUUGGUUUAAAAACUCCACCUUGGUAUCAACCUGUGACUCCCAGCUGAGAUGCAGAGACUUCAUCCAAAACUAUUCCAGGACCGCAGCCACGAAACCAAACGACACCGGGGAUAUAAAUAUCUCGUUGACUAUCUCCAAUAUCACGAGGCUCUCUUCAGGACUUUGGGAAUUACAGAAAACCGGUUUACAACGAAAUCAAGUUUUGGAGCGAUGUUUGCUACAUUUUCUUGAUGAGCCAAAAACUAUGAUGGUAAAUUGUGAAUCAAAGUCUGAGAGGAUUAUACAGUUAAAUCUAUGCAAUAAUAUACAUCCAGAUACACCUUCUAGCACGACAGCUACAAGAAGUUUCACAUUAAAGACAGCCUACACUAGGACUAGUCUGCCUUCAACAAAUGCUGACAUACCAUCAAAACCGAAACCAAAACAAAGCAGUAGCACUGAAUCGUAUCAAGUUGUAAUAGUAAUAGUAUUUUGUAUUUUGUUUGCUGUCCUUGUUAGUGUAUUAUGUCUGAUUGUGGUCGUCAAUAGAAAAAGAAAAGCUCAUUCAUGUGUACCUCCGAUUGAGCAAGAGCCAUUUUCUGUUUUCUAUGAUCAACCAAUUACCUUGUCUGACGAUAUGAAUAGAUCAAAGAUAUCUUUACAUAUUUAUGAGACUGUGAAGGACUCGAGAUCCUUAUCAAAACGUCCUCGUUUACUGUUACAGACAUUAAGAUUAAAGCUUAGUACUAGAAAAUAAAACGUCCAACCACA